This is a messenger RNA of Ooceraea biroi (clonal raider ant), 1191 nucleotides long. Its product is annotated as deoxycytidylate deaminase. Lineage: Eukaryota; Metazoa; Arthropoda; Insecta; Hymenoptera; Formicidae. Gene Ontology annotation, molecular function: zinc ion binding; dCMP deaminase activity. Gene Ontology annotation, cellular component: cytoplasm. The record is from RefSeq and is a predicted model, not a curated record.
UUUCGUGAUUUUCGUGAAUACGAAGUGGCAACAUAACCUAAUGACAAAUCAAACGUUUUAUUUUUAUUUUCGUCUUCACACUGCUUCGACGACCCAGCACUUCCAUUCCGAAUCAAUAUGAUUUACCAGUAGACUGGAAAUACUUUUUCUUCAUGUGCAAUGCUAAUGCUUGAGUCGCAAUAUUUGCCGUAGCAGCGUCAGCAUAAAGGCAAAUUAUCCAAGUCGCACAACUACCAAGUAAAUUUUGUAAAUAAUACUGCUGAACCAUAGCAGUCACAUCCAUACACCUCUCAACGGUGUUCCGGUGAAGUCUAGUAGAAAGUUUAGUCCUGACAAUGGCGGAAAGGUCGUGCACAGUAGAUGCCUGUGGAAACGUAGUUUCUAAGAGAACGUCCUACAUCGAGUGGGAAGAAUACUUCAUGGCUAUAGCACUUCUCUCCGCGAAGCGCAGUAAGGAUCCCUGCACCCAGGUCGGCGCGUGUAUAGUUAACAAUGACAAGAAGAUCGUCGGAAUUGGGUACAACGGCAUGCCCAGGGGAUGCGAGGACGAUCAGUUCUCCUGGAGCAAGGGGCCGAUGGACAGUCUAGAUGCCAAGUCUCUUUACGUGUGCCACGCCGAAGUUAACGCGGUGCUCAACAAAAACUCGAGCGACGUGAAGGACUGCACGAUAUACGUCGCUCUGUUCCCCUGCAAUGAGUGUGCGAAGGUGAUAAUACAGUCCGGCAUAAGGACAGUUGUGUACCUGUCGGAUGAAAAGGCGGAGAAGCCCAAGACGAUAGCUGCGAAGAAGAUGUUCGACGCUGCCGGUGUCACGUACAGGCCAUACAGCCUCAGGAAUGAAAAGAUCGAGAUCAACUUCGGCGAUAUUAGAUGCAACGAAACGAGGAAGAAUUUAUCUGAGACUCCUACGAAAUGUAAAAAGGAGGAUGAAACGAAGGAAGAAUGACGACAAAUUUUACUAUAUUUAUAUAUGUGUGUGUGAAUGUACUAUAUCUAAUUGCUGACGCUAUAUUUUUAUAUCAAUUUUUCUGACAACAGUCUGUCGCAUUGCUUCGUUUGCGGUUUUAUAAGAUAAAUUUUAUAAAUAUGUAAAAAGAAUCAAUAGAUUACAUUUUUAGUCCUUGUAAAUAAUGACUCAAUUAAAGCCAAAGCAAGAUAUUUCUGCACUGCAGAAAAAUAUCAGUAACACA